AUGCCCCAGCUGAGUGAUGAUGAUUUCUUCUCAAAUGAGGAGAUUAAUAUUGAUAGAGAAGACAAUGACUCUGACAAUGAUUCCUUGGAGACUGACAGCUCUGAAGCCAGGUUUUACAUGAUCCAGGGCCAACUGCUGCUGUCCAUGAGCUGUGAAAGGCCCUUGCAAUUGCUCAGAAAGCUUACACUGAGACACGUGUUGAACUAUGCAGUGUACAAAAGGAGCUCCAUAACUUCAGAAAGCCUGAGUAUUGAUGCCAGUAUCUCUAAGGAAGUGAAGAGCUCUCUCCAUAAGCACAUGGAGACCUAUAAGCAGUUUGGAUCUAUUUUUAUGAGUGCUCUCAGUCAAGAAUGGUCCAACAUCCUGAGGGCUAUUAAAGACUGUGCUGGCAUUGUUUCCUCACCAUAUGGGCUUGACCCCACCUGCCUUUCUGGCCAUCCUUUGGGAAGGAAGGAAGAUCCCAAGUUUCAGGUUCUACUGAAGAAAGAUGGUGUUGGCAAAUACAUGUGUCUUGCUCCAAUUCUUUUCAAAAAGCAUGACAACAUGGUUGCUAGCAAGUUUCUUGCUCGUUUUCUAGUGUCUCCAGAUUUAGAGCUCUCUUCCAUCAGUGGGGAGACUUGCAUUCCAUACAACUCCGACUAUGACCUCUAUGUUGAAAAGCUUUCGAAGAAAAGCAAUUGGGCUCUCCAUGUUUUUGAUCAUGUGAAUCAUGAGGUGUUUGGUAAAGACUCACAGUCAAAGAAUGUGUCAUUAGUUCCUCCAGUUCCUCCAACUGCCCAGCCACAUACUUGGGAAGAUGAGAUGUUGUCCAAAAUUGAGAAUCCUACACCUCAUAUCACAGCUCCUGCCUCUCCCACUGUCAACACAUUUGUCAAUCCUGCAUUCCUGAAUUCUCCUUCUGCUUUGCUGCAGGGCUUUGACAUGGCUACCCACUCAUCCUCAUCCACUUCUAGCUGUCAUGGAAACAUGCUCUCUGUUUCCACAGUUUCUCAGCUACAACUUGAGGUUGAAUCCUCACAUGCUGCUGAGGACAAAACAAUUGUUGACCUGCCUGAACCCCUGAAACACACCAUGCAUAAUACUACCCAUGCUGGAAAGGUCUUGAAGACCAAGAAAUAA
Molecule: messenger RNA, 1119 nt
Organism: Pisolithus orientalis
Lineage: Eukaryota; Fungi; Basidiomycota; Agaricomycetes; Boletales; Pisolithaceae
Exons: 8
Coding region: 1-1119 (372 amino acids)
Source: RefSeq, a predicted model, not a curated record